This is a messenger RNA of Penicillium digitatum Pd1, 1203 nucleotides long. Its product is annotated as protein phosphatase regulator SHP1. Gene Ontology annotation, molecular function: ubiquitin binding. Gene Ontology annotation, cellular component: nucleus; cytosol. Lineage: Eukaryota; Fungi; Ascomycota; Eurotiomycetes; Eurotiales; Aspergillaceae. The record is from RefSeq and is a predicted model, not a curated record. Gene Ontology annotation, biological process: membrane fusion; Golgi organization; proteasome-mediated ubiquitin-dependent protein catabolic process.
AUGGAGGGAAAUCCCGCUGAGCAUGAUGAGGCUGUAUCUCAAUUCUGUACUAUGACUGGAACCCAGGCUUCAGAGGCCCAGGAAUAUCUUGCUGCCAAUGGGUGGGACAUCGAAGCUGCCGUAACAGAGUUCUUUGCAGAGCAGGAUGAAGCCUUACAGGACACCACCACUGGUGGUGAGCAGCAAAUAGGCACAGAGGGUAGUUCUCGAGCUUCUGGGGGUAGGACUCUCGGGGGAGGUACCGUACCGGCUUCAUCAUCCACCGCAGUUUCAUCCUCAUCAUCCGCCCGACGAGCUGCGCCCAAGAAGAAGUUUGCAACGCUGGGAGACUUUGCUUCUGGGGGAGGUGGCGGCGGUGGCGAUUCAUCCGAUGGUGAUGACACGGAUGAUCAUGAUUUCUUUGCAGGUGGUGAAAAGUCCGGACUAGCUGUGCAGAACCCGGAUGAUUUGAAAAAGAAGAUCCUUGAAAAGGCCCGCAGGGCACAGCCUCCUCCACCCGACGCCCCUCAGCCAAGGGAAUCAUAUUUCACCGGCACUGCCCGCACACUCGGCGGUGACGAUACACCAAGUCAGGUGAUUGAAAGUCCCUCGGCGCCCAGUCAACAGCGUUCCUUGCGUGUUCAACGGACUCUUCAUUUCUGGGCUGAUGGAUUUUCUGUUGAUGACGGUGAACUGUUUCGGUCAGACGACCCGCGCAAUGCAGAGAUCCUAGACGGUAUCCGCCAAGGCCGCGCUCCUCUUUCCAUCAUGAAUGUUCAACCUGGGCAGGAGGUCGAUGUGGAACUCAAGCAACAUGAAGAGAAGUACACCAAGCCCAAGCCCAAGUACAAGCCUUUCGCGGGCUCUGGACAGCGCCUCGGUAGCCCGACACCCGGCGUACGGAGUCAGGCCCCCACACCUUCGUCCUCUACAGCUAUGUCAUCUGCCCAGGAGCCAGCAAAGCCCAAGGUGGACGAGUCGCAACCCACAGUUACUCUCCAAAUCCGCCUAGGAGACGGUGCACGUUUAACCUCCCGGUUUAACACCACUGCCACCAUUGGCGAUGUAUAUGCGUUCGUUGCUGCUGCUACGCCGGAUGGUGCAAACCGUGCAUGGGUCUUGAUGACAACUUUCCCUAGCACGGAGCUCAAUGACUGGAGUGUCGUUCUCGGCGACAUUCCCGAUUUCAAACGUGGAGGUGUUGUUGUCCAGAAGUGGCAUUAA